This is a messenger RNA of Miscanthus lutarioriparius, 2037 nucleotides long. NCBI's taxonomy places the organism in Eukaryota, Viridiplantae, Streptophyta, Magnoliopsida, Poales, Poaceae. The record is from the annotation of a GenBank genome assembly.
AUGGACCGCGCGCGGAGCAGUGUCGCAGCAGCGGACGACGAGGAGAUCCAGAAGCAGGAGCCGUUGCCUGAGGACAUUGAGUCUGACCCGGCGGCGGCGCGUGAGAAGGAGCAGGAGCAGGUGCAGCCGUGGCGGGAGCAGGUGACGCUGCGCGGCAUGGUGGCGGCGCUGCUGAUCGGCUUCAUGUACACCGUCAUCGUCAUGAAGAUCGCGCUCACCACGGGUCUGGUGCCCACGCUGAACGUCUCCGCCGCGCUGAUGGCGUUCCUCGCGCUCCGCGGGUGGACGCGCGUGCUGGAGCGCCUCGGCGUGGCGCACCGCCCCUUCACGCGCCAGGAGAACUGCGUCAUCGAGACCUGCGCCGUUGCGUGCUAUACCAUCGCGUUCGGCGGUGGGUUCGGCUCCACGCUGCUGGGCCUGGACAAGAAGACGUACGAGCUGGCCGGGGCCUCGCCGGCCAACGUGCCGGGGAGCUACAAGGACCCUGGAUUCGGCUGGAUGGCCGGAUUCCUCGCGGCGAUCAGCUUCGCCGGCCUCCUAAGCUUGAUUCCCCUCAGAAAGGUUUUGGUCAUUGACUACAAGUUAACUUACCCAAGUGGAACUGCAACUGCUGUUCUCAUAAACGGUUUCCACACCAAGCAAGGAGACAAGAAUGCAAAGAUGCAAGUCCGUGGGUUUCUGAAGUACUUUGGGCUUAGCUUCAUAUGGAGUUUUUUCCAGUGGUUCUACACAGGCGGUGAUGUUUGCGGUUUUGUUCAGUUUCCUACAUUCGGUCUGAAGGCUUGGAAGCAAACAUUCUUCUUUGAUUUUAGCCUCACAUACGUUGGUGCGGGGAUGAUUUGUUCGCACCUUGUGAAUAUCUCCACCCUCCUUGGUGCAAUCUUGUCAUGGGGGAUACUGUGGCCACUGAUAAGCAAACAAAAAGGGGAGUGGUACCCUGAAAAUAUACCAGCAAGCAGCAUGAAAAGCUUAUAUGGUUAUAAGGCUUUCCUCUGUAUAGCUCUGAUCAUGGGAGACGGUACUUACCACUUCUUUAAGGUCUUUGGUGUCACUGUUAAGAGCCUUCAUGAACGACUAAACCGGAAACGUGCUACCAACAGAGCGGCAAACGGCGGGGAUGAAAUGGUGCCACUUGACGAUCUACAACGUGAUGAGAUCUUCAACGACGGGUCUUUCCCCGCCUGGGCAGCUUAUGCCGGAUACGCAUCGCUGACCGUCAUUUCAGUGAUCACCAUCCCACAUAUAUUCAGGCAGAUCAAGUGGUACUACGUCAUCGUGGCCUACGUCCUCGCCCCUCUUCUCGGUUUCGCCAAUUCAUACGGGACAGGGCUCACCGACAUCAACAUGGCCUACAACUACGGCAAGAUCGCGCUCUUCAUCUUCGCAGCCUGGGCUGGCAAGGACAACGGCGUCAUCGCCGGCCUUGCCGGCGGCACCCUAGUGAAGCAGCUGGUGAUGGCGUCCGCGGACCUGAUGCACGACUUCAAGACAGGCCACCUGACCAUGACGUCGCCGAGGUCCCUGCUCGUGGCGCAGUUCAUCGGGACGGCCAUGGGCUGCGUCGUCGCGCCUCUCACGUUCCUGCUCUUCUACAACGCGUUCGACAUCGGGAACCCCAACGGUUACUGGAAGGCGCCCUACGGGCUGAUCUACCGGAACAUGGCGAUCCUUGGCGUGGAGGGCUUCUCCGUGCUGCCCAAGCACUGCCUCGCGCUCUCCGCUGGGUUCUUCGCGUUCGCGUUUGUCUUCAGUGUUGCCCGGGACGUCCUGCCACGGAAGUACGCGAGGUUCGUGCCCCUGCCAAUGGCGAUGGCCGUGCCGUUCCUUGUGAAUGGGAGCUUCGCGAUUGAUAUGUGCGUUGGGAGUCUGGUCGUCUUUGUCUGGAACAAGAUGAACAGGAAGGAGGCUGUGUUCAUGGUGCCUGCGGUUGCGUCCGGUUUGAUCUGUGGAGACGGCAUAUGGACCUUCCCGUCUUCCGUGCUCGCUCUGGCCAAGAUCAAGCCACCGAUCUGCAUGAAGUUCACACCUGGAAGCUAG